Diatraea saccharalis (sugarcane borer) is the source of this 2940-nucleotide messenger RNA. NCBI's taxonomy places the organism in Eukaryota, Metazoa, Arthropoda, Insecta, Lepidoptera, Crambidae. The record is from the annotation of a GenBank genome assembly.
AGUUUCGCAACGACAGCCGUCGCGCGCGCACGCUCAACCAUAAAAUGUGAAUUCCGAAUUAUGUUUUCAACACUGAUAGUGACCUUGACAGUGGCGGCAAUUGAUGGAUUACCUCAACAACAAUAUUCAAUGCAGUACUUGCCCAUCAUUCAACCACCAAUGAAAAGAAGUUUUGGUGAAAACAAACUGUACGAUGAAAGUAAUUUUUUUUAAUCGUGACGUAUCGUCUAUUUACAAAAGACUCGGAGAAAAUGUCCGAUUGACAGCUGAAUCUAUCAAAAUUAAUAGAGGUCUUACGGAAAGCGAAAUUGCCAAAGAUGAAGCUAAUAGAGCAAGUUUCACUAAAGUAGAGGACAGUUAUGCAGGAUCCUCCAGGCAUGUACGCCUAAGAAACGGUUUCGAAAACAAUGGAAUGGCAUAUAUCAAACUGCCUAUUGAGCUUCGUGAAGGAAAUAGUCACAAAAGCGAUGACAUUGUAACAAAAAAUGCAAGACUAAUGCAAAAAACCGACGCUUCAACUUUUAAACCAGUAACAGUGAUUAAAGGCGGUUUUUCGUUGAAUACUGAAACUGAACCUGACAACAAAGUGACUUUUGUUGACUCAAACAAAAAAAAUCAAACUAUAUAUCGUAAGACACCACAGAAAACAGUGUCCAUGCCAAGAAAUAGAAUAUCUCAUACAUUGAGUAGAACAAAUGUAUCAUUACAAAAUGAUAGCGAUUCCAUAUAUCUAGAGUCCAUAAAAGAUACUGGCAAAACAUUAACACAGCGUAUAAUAACGGAUGUAACUGAUGAACCAAUAAUAGAACCAGUGAAUGAGGAGACUAGGAAGAAGUCAGUUACAGAGUUUAUACAGAAUAGCACACAAUUAGUUGUAAAUUCUAGUGAACCAGAGAAUCGAGUUAAACCAGAGAAGCGAGUUAAACCAAUGAAUCCUAAUGUUAGUGAUCUUUAUAAUCCAGUAAGUGAUGAAGAAGAUAGAUGGAUAUGGGGUAGGACUAAAGAAAUUGAAACUACCACGCCAGAUAUUGAAAACAGAGUAUCUUUUAAUGGAGACUCGUGUCCUACUGGCAAAGUAAAAAUUGCCGGUAUAUGUAUUGUCCCUGAUACAAAUUAGCCACUUAUGAAAAAUAAUACAGGUUCUAAAACGUUUAUUCCAUCCUAAGUGCGUAAAUAUAACAAAAUAUACAAUGCCAGUGUUAAUUAGUGUCACUAUGUGACGUAAAAAAAAUAAUAUUGAUUAAGUUUUUUGCUCCACCUGCAUUUAACUGUAAAUCUUGCUUUUUUUCUUAUUAAGAAACAACGACUUACGAAUCAAUUCUAUUUUUAUACGAAUGACUUGUUUUUUCACAAGGUCAACAUCUUUGGAAUGUAAUUUGCUAUUUCUAUCCACAUUGCACUUACAUUUUUUUUAAUACGGUUUACGUUGUUUAAUCACUUGUAUAAAAUUACUUUUGAGGCUCUAGGUCCAUAAUAUAUUUUUUUUAUUAGAAACAGUAAUGUCCAAUUGUGAUCUUCAAAUAUUGAAUAUAAUAAAAAAAUCAUUUAUAUGUGUUCAGAAAAAUUUAUAAAUAUAAAUAUUAUUAAAUUGAAACAGGAUAUGUUAACAUUGCAAUUUUAAUUAUAUAUAUGCUUCGUUGCACACUACAACGGAAAUAAUACAAAGAAGUAUACAAAAGGCGACCUUAUUGCUAAGCAGCAAUCUCUUCCAGAGUGUCUCUUUACUUGAGGAACAAAGUAACCCUAAGUACGAGGUUUCCUUAUUGCUUCUGGAAAUGAGUUCCAAAGGCGCACAAUAUAUACGGUAGGAGAGGAAGUCAGUAGCGUGACAGGGAAUUGAGGGGGUUAAGUUUGAUGAAGAGAGCAGAGUGCACCUAAUUUUAGAAAAGCAGGAGAAAGAGAACAGAGUAAGGUAAUGCAUCUACUUUAGAUCCUUCAUUCAUAACGCAAUAAAGGACAUUAAAUAGUUACGGAAGCUUUGUUCACACAAGGCACUGGACGAGACACGAAAAGACUCUAUCGAGAAAUAAAACUUAUGUAGUACAAUGAACACGUACAGUUUUUACAGUCCGUUAAUCAAACGUAUCUGCCGUAAUACAAAAAGUCUACGCCUGUCCUCUGGUCGCUAAAACAGAUAGAGACGUUGCAUGGGAUCGUUCACAAGUGGCGGACCCCGGACUACGCGACCCCGGACCGGCCGGCGACCUGACUAAAAACAAAAAUCAACAAAAGAGUUUAAAAUAUAGGAAAUGCAUAUAAGAUUGGCUGUAUUUUUUUUAUUACAUUCUAUUUCAAUCAACUUCUACGGAUUUAAUUGAUUUCAUUAAUCUUUGACGGUCUCAAUUCUUGAACUUCAUUGGACUAUAUGGAACUUCAAAAGACUUUACUAGUAGGUAAUUAUUGUAACCGUUCUUACAGUUAUAAAACUGUACCAUUAUUUUUACUGUGGAUAUUGCGUUUUGAAAAUUGAAUGUCUACGCCUCGCUUGACUGUCGGCGCCGUGUGAACAGUUGCCGGGCCGGACCGGAUCAGUCAGCCGCGGACUUUUCGGUCCGGUCUGGACGGUACGGACCGUCGUCUGAACAAUACCUUAACAUGCAUGGGAAAGUCAAUUACUCGGGUUAGGUGGAAUGAGAAAAACUAGGUAUUUAAACUAGCCGCACGCAUCAAAUUUAUAACAAAAGCUAUUGUGUGUGCUAUUGUGUCUACAAGUGAAUUAUAAAAUAUGUUUUUAACAUUGAUCUUGGUUUUGACAGUAGUGGUUGUGAACGGUUUACCUCAACCAGAGUCACAGCAACCGCAAUAUUAUGUACCAAACUUGCCCGUCUAUCAGGCACCAUCAAAAAGGAGUGUUUUACCAAACACCCACACGCAACAAUCAGGUAACACAGUGAUAACAUAAAAAUAUAUUUGAUAACUUAAUCAAACUAAAUUUGUAGC